Messenger RNA from Elaeis guineensis (African oil palm), 3577 nucleotides. The record is from RefSeq and is a predicted model, not a curated record. Lineage: Eukaryota; Viridiplantae; Streptophyta; Magnoliopsida; Arecales; Arecaceae.
CUCUCUCUACUCUCCACUCUCCUUUCCUCCUCUCUCCGGUACGAGCUUCUUCCCUUCCUCUCCUUUAUUAACUUGUCAGCUCUCCUCUCUCUCCAUCUCUCUUCCUCUCUUUCUCUCUCCUCUUCAAACCCUGAUAUUUUUCUCGCCCCACUUGUCUCUCCUCGUUCCGAUUCGGUCUCCGCGAUGGCUAGGGUUUUGGCCACCGUCGAGCGCGAGCUUCGGCGAAGCCUCUGACGCGGGAGGGGAGGCUCUCUUUCCGCCAAGAGAGCAGCUUGCGCGACGUAGCGGUGAUCUCGUCCUUCCCGUUCCAAGUUCCGAAGCAACGGUCUUGAACGUUCGUCGGUGGUGAUUUCUGGCGACUCAGAAAGGAGGAGGUUUGAAUCGCUGAUGAAAACGAGUUUGGUUGCCGUAAGAUCGAAAUAGAUUCGGUUUUGCGUGCUUGCGCGCGCGCGGUCUGAGUAAUUCGCUAGGUCUCAGCGAGAUCAGAUUGCACGAAGUAUCUGGAGGCUGAUUUGAAACAAAUCGGAGGUCGUUGAUUAUUUGAAUUUUUUAAAAUUUGGUUCUAUUUUUCUUGGAAAAAAAGUGAAGUCUUUAGAUUUUAACUUCUUCAUAAGCCCUAAAUUCGGUGACGAAACGCUUCUUGUUCCAUCUUACCUUUAUCCUCAUUCUCGCAAUCACAGCAGCAAUGAUAAUUUGAUUGAUAUUGGAAGGAAAAACAAAAGAAGGAAAAGAGGGAUUUGAAGAAGGGAAGUAUUCGUCUCUGGUUCCUCUAUUUGUUGGUGUCGAGAGCGAUUCUGAAGAGAUGGCUACGGCAAUGGCGGUGAGGAGCGGCGGGGGUGGUGGUUUGGAGAAGCAGCCUAUAGACCCGGGGAAGUACGUGAGAUACACGGCAGAGCAGGUGGAGGCGCUCGAGAGGGUCUACACCGAGUGCCCGAAGCCGAGCUCGAUGCGCCGUCAGCAGCUGAUCCGUGAGUGCCCGAUCUUGGCCAACAUUGAGCCCAAACAGAUUAAGGUCUGGUUCCAGAACCGAAGCUUGUGAUGAAACUCGCAAAAAAAAUCGGCGAAAAAGGAAAAGACAAGCAGUAGGAGUGAGGGAGAUAAGGUGUAAGACAAAUCCAGUUAAUCCUAAUUUUGCGCUACCCCUCGACAAGACGCCCUUUACAAACUCGGGAAUAUUGAGUGUCGUGAGAAGCAAAGAAAAGAGGCUUCUCGGCUUCAGGCUGUUAAUAGAAAGUUGACUGCCAUGAAUAAGCUUUUGAUGGAGGAAAAUGAGCGCCUUCAGAAGCAGGUCACACAGCUGGUUCAUGAGAAUGCUUACAUGCGACAACAACUACAGAAUGCUUCACUGGCUAAUGACACAAGCUGUGAAUCAGUUGUGACAACUCCCCAAAAUGCUCUAAGAGAUGCAAGUAAUCCUGCUGGACUCCUGUCCAUUGCUGAGGAGACCUUGGCAGAGUUCCUUUCAAAGGCUACAGGGACUGCUGUCGAUUGGGUCCAGAUGCCCGGGAUGAAGCCUGGUCCGGAUUCGAUUGGGAUUGUUGCUAUUUCACAUUGUACCAGUGGGGUCGCAGCACGAGCCUGUGGUCUAGUGAGUUUAGAGCCUACAAAGAUUGCAGAGAUCCUUAAAGAUCGUCCUUCAUGGUUCCGUGAUUGUCGGAGCCUUGAAGUCUUCUCUAUGUUUCCUGCUGGAAAUGGAGGUACAAUUGAAUUGGUGUACAUGCAGACUUAUGCUCCAACUACAUUAGCUCCUGCACGGGACUUUUGGACUCUUAGGUACACCAUAGGUUUAGAAGAUGGUAGUCUUGUGGUUUGUGAGAGAUCUUUGAGUGGUUCUGGUGGUGGCCCUAAUGCGACUACUGCUCACCAAUUUGUAAGGGCUGAGAUGCUUCCCAGUGGAUAUUUGAUUCGGCCAUGCGAUGGUGGGGGCUCAAUUGUCCACAUAGUGGACCAUUUGGAUUUGGAGGCGUGGAGUGUUCCUGAAGUACUGCGACCGCUUUAUGAGUCAUCCAGGAUAGUGGCCCAGAAGAUGACUAUUGCGGCACUGCGUCAUGUAAGACAAAUAGCACAGGAAAUUAAUGGCGAAGUGGUCUACACAUUGGGUAGACAGCCUGCUGUUCUGCGAACUUUUAGCCAAAGAUUAAGCAGAGGCUUUAACGAUGCUAUCAAUGGUUUUGUUGAUGAUGGAUGGUCGCUUAUGGGUGGUGAUGGUGUGGAGGAUGUAGUAGUUGCUACUAACACAUCAAAGAAAAUCAGUGCUCAGGCCAAUUCUGCUAAUGCUUUUUCAGUGUCUGGAGGUGUCAUCUGUGCUAAGGCAUCAAUGCUACUGCAAAAUGUCCCUCCGGCUUUGCUGGUUCAGUUUUUGAGGGAGCACCGUUCCGAAUGGGCUGAUUACAAUGUAGAUGCAUAUUCUGCAGCAUCAUUGAAAGCUGGCUCAUGUUCCUUUCCUGGAUUGAGGCCUCUUAGAUUUUCUGGUAGCCAAAUUAUCAUGGCUCUAGCUCACACAGUGGAGAAUGAGGAGUUUCUUGAAGUAGUUCGUCUCGAAGGCCAGGCUGUUACUCAAGAUGAAGCUAUGGUAUCCAGGGAUGUCCAUCUCCUACAGCUUUGUAGUGGAAUAGAUGAGAAUGCUGUGGGAGCUUGCUUUCAACUUGUUUUUGCACCGAUUGAUGAACUUUUCCCAGAUGAUGCUCCACUUCUUCCUUCUGGUUUCCGUGUCAUUCCACUGGAUAUGAAAUCAGAAGGCUUGGCUUCUAGCCGUACAUUAGAUCUAGCAUCUAGCCUUGAAGUAGGCUCUGCCACAAAUCGCUGUGCUGGUGACACAUCUACAAAUGAUCACAGCUUGCGAUCAGUGUUGACAAUUGCCUUUCAAUUUCCCUAUGAAGUGAACCUUCAAGACAGUGUUGCUGCAAUGGCCAGGCAGUAUGUUCGAAGCAUUGUCUCAGCAGUACAAAGGGUCUCCAUGGCAUUAUCUCCUUCCCGACCUGGUUUGCACGUUGGGCAGAAGCUGCUACCAGGUUCCCCAGAAGCUGUUACCCUUGCUCGGUGGAUUUGUCAGAGCUACAAUUACUACUUGGGGAUGGAGUUGCUGAAAUCUGACGGUGAAACUGGAGAAUCCUUGUUGAAAGUGCUGUGGCAUCAUCAAGAUGCCAUUUUGUGCUGCUCUUUCAAGAUGCAACCAAUUUUCACCUUUGCGAACCAGGCAGGGCUUGAUAUGUUAGAAACGACACUGGUUGCUCUGCAAGACAUCAGUCUCGAUAAGAUUUUUGAUGAAUCUGGACGGAAAGCUCUAUGCUCCGAGUUUGCAAAGUUGAUGGAACAGGGCUACGCUUACCUAUCAGCUGGUGUUUGCAUGUCUGGGAUGGGCCGCCAUGUUUCCUAUGAGCAAGCCAUCGCCUGGAAAGUCCCUGCUGAAGACAACAGCAUCCAUUGCCUGGCCUUUUGUUUUGUGAAUUGGUCUUUUAUUUAAGCAAUGUUAUCUAUUCUGCGUUGGGAGUUGCAGAUCCAGUUUUGUAAGUAUAAAGAUCCAUGUUAAUGCUAUUUUUAUUUAAUUUAAGAGCAGGUUCGUUUGCUUCUGAAGCCA